Molecule: messenger RNA, 802 nt
Organism: Thalassophryne amazonica
Lineage: Eukaryota; Metazoa; Chordata; Actinopteri; Batrachoidiformes; Batrachoididae
Product: C-C chemokine receptor type 3-like
Exons: 3
Coding region: 1-645 (214 amino acids)
Biological process (GO): G protein-coupled receptor signaling pathway; immune response; chemotaxis
Cellular component (GO): membrane
Molecular function (GO): chemokine receptor activity
Source: RefSeq, a predicted model, not a curated record
AUGGAAUAUCUGUUUGACAGAAAAUGGCUACAACCCAACAAAGCGCAGUGGCAGCCAUUUUACACCACAGAAACCUUCUAUCAUUACGAAAGUCCUUCUCCCACUUACAAUGGCAGGAUUGAAGACUGUGACAUGAGACGACAUCUUCAACUUCACCUCAGUCCUCACUCCAGCUUCUUAUCCUUUGUGGUGAUCCUCAGUUUGCUUGCCAACCUCCUGGUUUUGGUGAUUUUGGUCAAGUAUGAGAAUCUAAAGUCCCUCACAAAUCUGUUCAUCCUCAACAUGGCCUGCUCUGAUUUGAUUUUCACCAUCACCCUUCCAUUCUGGGCUGUGUACUACUUAAACCAUUGGGUUUUUGGUGUUUUUCUUUGCCAUUUUGUGGAAGCAGCAUACUUCGUUGGCAUGUACAGCAGUAUCAUCCUGCUGACUGCCAUGACUGUAGAUCGUUUUGCAACAGUGGUAUUGCGCAAACUGGGCCGAGCAACUCGCAAGAAGGAAGAGGUGUGCAAUUGGAGCCUGUGUAGCCACGUGGAUCAUCAGCAUUGGUGCAUCCAUCAGCGAGUCGAUGGAUAUGACCGUGGAAGGUCAACGAGGAAGGUUUUGCAUACUGUGAAGAAUCCACUGAGGACUCUAAUGACUACCUGAUUAUUAUCUGCAAGUGUCAUUCCUCUUCUUCCUCCCGUUUGCCAUAUUGUUUUCUGCUAUGCUGCCAUCCUCAUCACUGUAAUGAAGGCUUCAAACAGAAGGAAGGGUCGGACUGUAGUGAUGGUCUUGUGCAUUGUUUUGGCCUACUUUAUCUGCU